AUGUCUCGCUUCUCCAUCUCUCGCCGUCGUCUCGGUCAAAUCGCCAAAACCGCUGUGGGUCUCGCUGCCACUGGCGCGACUGGCUUUUAUCUCUGGACGCGCAACUGCUAUUUUGAGCCAUUCGGACCGGAAUUAAACGAACCAUUAUUCAGACAUCCCAUGCUGAAGCAGCUUAAUCCAUGGAACAAACCGCUUUCGUUUGAUUCCUGCGUGCGAGAGGUUUCGUUUGACAACCUGGAUGAUGGCUUGUUGGAGGAUGCGAGACAGGGUGGGACCAAGCUGAUUGAGAGGUUUUCGGAGGGAAUGUGGGGAGGUUAUGCAUAUGCCAUUCAACGGAGAAUCCUGGAAUCUUUCAAGGAUGAGACGUGCAAACACGAUGUUUGGUCUCGAGAAGAACUCUUCAAGUGCAAAUACGAGCCUGGCACAGUCUUCACAAACCAUUUUGCCGUUCUCGAAAAAACCCCAACAUGCCUCACAAUGCGCGGCUGCUUCGGCCCUCGCCAAGACCCUAUAGUACCACAGAACGUCGACAAUCUGUUUGAGCUGCGGGCCGAGCUGGAUGAGCGGCGAAAAGUCGUCAAGCUCAAGUUGAGAUGCCUCACAUUUGACGGGACCGAGGGGGCCAAGGAGGAUCCCGAUCCGUUUGGUGGAGUUGCUGGGUUCUUGCAUAGGCGGUAUUCGAGUUUGCUUGUUGAGUCGGGUGCCGGGAAUUGUUUGCGGUGA
Fusarium falciforme is the source of this 723-nucleotide messenger RNA. RefSeq lists its product as hypothetical. The record is from RefSeq and is a predicted model, not a curated record. The transcript is spliced from 3 exons. Bases 1 to 723 code for a protein of 240 amino acids. NCBI's taxonomy places the organism in Eukaryota, Fungi, Ascomycota, Sordariomycetes, Hypocreales, Nectriaceae.